CCCCAGGACACAUAGCUAGUAAGAGGUGAAGCUAGGAUUGAAACCAGUCUUCUGACUCCAAACGCAACACUGCAUCACUGCCUCCAGUUGUAGCUUCACUCCCAGUUGACUGUGUGAUUCAGCCUUUCGGGUACUUAUAUGGACCCCAUGGACAAUGGAUGUGAAGAUGGUUUAUGGUGCUACUGAAACCACACACACACACACACACACACACACACACACACACACACGUUUCGUUUUCAUGGGUCACACUGGUGGUCACUGAUCUGACGUCUCUGCCCCUCCCAGCCCUCACCACCCAGGGAAGUGGGGAUGAGUAGAGGAAAUGGAACCGGCGUGGGAGGGAAGUGGAGACAAUAUAAAGUCCAGCCUUAGCUGGACCAGUAACAUACCCAAGGAGAGAGACCAACACCAUGAACAGUAGGAAGCCUAGGACAGGAGGCCCCGAGGUCCAGUCUGGCUCACUCAUCUUCCCAAUGCUGCUGACAAUGACGCUGGGCUUGGCCCGGGCCCAGGAUACAGUGCUGCUGUGCCCAGAGACGGCCCUGGAUGUGAUGGUGAAAAGGACAGAGUCUGAGAUGUCGAAUGGGACGCUGAUCCUGUCCUGCAAAGGCUGUAGUCAUUUUGCCCACUCCAGCUUCCUGUACUGGCUGGGGAACCAUUCCUUCAUAGAACAUCUUCCAGGCAAACUACGGGAGGACAAGACUCGGAGGCAGCAACAGAGUGGAGUAACCUGGCUACAGCGAGACCUUGUAUUGGAGGAGCUGAGCCCCACUCUGCAAAGCACCAACUUCUCCUGCGUUCUAGUGGACCCGGCCCAGGUCAUUCAGCACCAUGUGCUCCUGGCCCAGCUUGGGGAACCUGACAUGAGAACAUCCCAAACUCCAAACCUCAGCCACCAGCCGAGGAGUCCCAGUCCAGUCACAUCCCUGACUACUUCCAGACCUGGGGAAGAAUCCCAGGCAGUCACCCCAAUGACAUCCAACCGGCCCUGACCAGUCAAAGCAGCAGAGACAGGACAAGAAGCCUUCACAAUAAAAUGUUAACCCCAGGCGUUGUCUGGUCCUCAUCCUUGGGUCCAAGUCAUCAGAUUCCUCAAAAGGGCCACAGCAGGUGAUAGGUGGUCUCUGAUCUGUUCCUCAGGCCUCAGCCCGAUAGCCCAGCACCCUGAGCUGGCUGACUGGGCGAGGUGGGGAGGGGGUCUGCACACCAACAGAAUCAUGCAAUUUGGAGCUGCUCCUUAAGAGAGCAUCUGUUCAUUGUGCACAUGGGGAAACAGGUGUAGGGAGAAGUGAUUUCUCUGAAAUCCCACUGACAAAAAAGAAUAAUCACAGCUGAACCUCAGGAACUCUACUUCAAAAUCCAAAAAUCUUUCUACUAAACCCUUUAAAACCCAGAGGAAAAGAGCCCUAGAAAUCUGAGAAAAGAGGAGCAAGGGAAACCAAGAAGUGGGGAACCAAUGCUCAGAAGGGGAUGAGCAGGAUCUCAGGGACAGGUGGGGGCAACGCCAGGCAAAGAAAGAACCUGCAGGUGCUUUCACAACCCCUUCUCUGAGUGAAGCAGUCUGGCGGCUUCGCCUGCCCUUGGCAAACACCAGCGGGAGAAGCAGGCGUGGGGGCCCCAGCCAGCACAGGGGAAAAGGGACAAUGUUGAGAAUAAGUAGUUUAAACCUCCCCCCAACCCCAAAGCCAGCCCAGCCCUCAGGGAGAAAAAUAAGACUUUAUUUACAAGUAAUAACAUUUAAAAAAUUCAAACAGAUGACCCCUGACCCUACCCCCCUCCCUUCUACUCCAGGUCCCAUUAUACCCUCCCUAUUCCUUGUCUCUUCAAAAUCUUUAAGGAGCAGGGAAGCAGUUAGUACCCAGAGGAAGGAAGUGUCAUGAUGGGUACCUCUGACUACCCUCUGAACCACAGGAGCAGAGGAUGGGAAAGGGGACACAGCCAUCCAGUCUGUUUCCCCAGGUUCCCCUUAAAACGGGUUCC
Messenger RNA from Phascolarctos cinereus (koala), 1983 nucleotides. It is a transcript of the gene IL18BP, whose product is annotated as interleukin 18 binding protein. The record is from RefSeq and is a predicted model, not a curated record. Lineage: Eukaryota; Metazoa; Chordata; Mammalia; Diprotodontia; Phascolarctidae. Gene Ontology annotation, biological process: T-helper 1 type immune response. Gene Ontology annotation, molecular function: interleukin-18 binding.